This is a messenger RNA of Dermacentor andersoni, 1432 nucleotides long. RefSeq lists its product as uncharacterized. NCBI's taxonomy places the organism in Eukaryota, Metazoa, Arthropoda, Arachnida, Ixodida, Ixodidae. The record is from RefSeq and is a predicted model, not a curated record.
UGCGGAGAAGAGCACCGUAGUGGAAUGGAGUGCCAAGACCAUAGCCGUAGUUCAGGCCGUAGCCGAGGAGACCAUGACCGUAGCCGUAGUGGCCAGCACCGUAGCCGAGGGUACCAACGCCGUAGCCGUAGUAGAUUGGAGCGGCAUGGUAGGCAGCGACUGCUGGUGCCGCGUGGGCAAUGGUGGCCACAGCUGGGGCGUGGUGGACGGUGGUAGUGGCAACAGCUGGGACAGCGUGGACGGCAGCAACAGCUGGGGCCGCGGCGUAGGUGGCGACUGGGGCAGCGUGGGCAACAGUGGCGACAUGGGCCACAGCUGGAGCAGCAGCGACAACUGGGGCAGCGUGCACAGCUGUGACAGCUGGAGCAACAGCGUAGGUAGCGACUGGGGCAGCGUGGGCGACAGUGGCCACACGGGUCACUGCUGGAGCAACAGCGUAGGAGGCAACGGCUGGGGCAGCGACUGCGGUGGCGACUGGUGCGUGAGCUACAGUGGCGACAGCUGGAGCCGCAGCAUUCGCGCCUGCAUCGUCCUCGCCCUGGCCACCAGCGCCUUCGCUGGCUUCGUCGGCACUACCGGAUACAGCGUCGGCCUGGCUGCUGCCCCAGCCGUCGCCACCGUUGCCCACGCUGCUCCAGUUGCCACUUAUGCCGCUGCUCCAGCUGUCACCAGGGUUGCCACCACUUACGCCGCUGCCCCAGCUGUCGCCACUGUAGCCCACGCCCCAGUCGCCACCGCUGUUGUUGCCCCAGCCGUCGCCUCCUACGCAGCCGCUCCGGUCGUUGCAGCUGCUCCAGCUGUGACCAGGGUUGCCACUACUUACGCAGCUGCACCAGCUUUCGCCACUGUGGCCCACGCCCCAGUCGCCACCGCUGUUGCUGCCCCAGCCGUGGCCUCCUACGCUGUUGCUCCAGCCGUGACCCGUGUCGCCACCGUUGCCCACGCUGCUCCAGUCGCCACCUACGCCGCUGCCCCAGCUGUCACUACUGUGGCCCACGCCCCCGUCGCCACCGCUGUGGCCACCCCCAUCGCCACCUACGCCGCUGCUCCAGCCGUCGCUACUGUCCACGCUGCCCCAGCUGUUGCCACCACCACCGUCCACCACGCCCCAGCUGUCGCCACCGUUGCCCACGCUGCCCCUGUGGUCGGUGCUUACCACGCCGCUCCAGUCUACGGCUACGGCGUCGGUACCCUUGGCUACGGCGUUGGCCACUACGGCUACGGCCACGGUCUCCUCGGCUAUGGCCUGAACUACGGCUACGGUCUUGGCUCUCCCUUCGACUACACCACCCUUCUCCGCAGGAAGAAGUAAAUCUUCGCCAUACCCGAAAUUACUACAGGUGCUUUCACAGACGAAACUAUUUGUACAUAUCGCUUCCCCGGCGGGAUUGGAAGAUUCUAUUGGUUGAAAUAAAAUUAAAUUAUUCUCCUA